AUGAAUGUCCAUCAGCCCCAGGUGGGGAAACCAGGAGUGACCUCUACCAGGCCCCCCCAACUUGCCUCUGCCUGCAGCUCUGCCACCAAAGCCAGGCUGGCCUACGCCAUCGCCACUGAUCACGGCUGCAUCUGGGACAUGAAGUUCUGCCCCAGCGGAGCCUGGGAGCCGCCCACCACCUGCAGGAAGCCCCCUCAGAUGAGCCGGCUGGGCCUCCUGGCAGCAGCCUUUUCUGAUGGCAAAGUGCUCGUGUACAGCCUCCCGCACCCCGAGGGCCUGAUUGCUCACAAGAGAGCCCAGGUAAAAGGUGGGCCCUUCCCAAAGCACACCAUCUGCAAGGUGCAGUGCAUCGCCACCCUGCAGGUUGGCUCCAUCCAGGCAGGGAACUCUUCUGAGUGCGGCCAGUGCUUCAGCGUCUCCUGGAUGCCUUCCAAGCCCCACCAGCACCUGGCAGCCGGCUUCUACGAUGGCACCGUGGCCAUCUGGAACCUGCCCACCAAGUCCCUGCUGCAGCGUGUGCGCCAGGCCGAUGGCUCCCUCAAGCUCUACCCCUUCAGGUGCUUCCUUGCCCACGACCAUGCGGUCAGGAGCAUCGAGUGGUGCAAAGUCAACAGCAACUUCCUGGUGACGGCGGGGAACGACCGGAAGAUCAAGUUCUGGGACCUGCGGCGGCUCUACGAGCCCAUCAACAGCAUCAAGCGUUUCCUGACCACCGAGAUCACCUGGCUGCUGCCCUACAAUGGCGUCACUGUGGCCCAGGACAACUGCUACGCCUCGUACGGACUGUGUGGAAUCCACUAUAUUGAUGCCGGCUACCUGGGCUUCAAGGCCUAUUUUGUGGCCCCGCGCAAGGGGACUGUGUGGAGCAUCUCCAGCUCUGACUGGCUGAACGCUGUGGCGGCCGGGGACAUCACUGGGGAGCUGCUGGCGGCGGUGCUGCCUGACCUGGCCAUGAACCCGCUCAACAUCAAGCGGCCCUCGGAGCGCAGAUUUCCCAUCUACAAAGCGGAUCUGGUGCCCUGCAGCUCUGCGGGAGGCGAGGAGGAGCCGAGGCCGAAGAGCAGGACGUACAGCGAGAUGACGAAGGAGCAUUGCCUCCGCUUCCAGGACACAGACCUGCGCAACUUCCGAAACUUCUUCAGCCGGGAGCCCAUGCGCAGGAUGCACGAGCAGGAGGUGAAGGCCGAGCUGAGCCUGGACCGCAUGCAGCUGGAGUCCAUCCACAAGGUUCGCUUCAGCCCCAACCUGGACUCUCACGGCUGGCUGGUGUCGGGCGGCCAGUCGGGCAUCGUGCGGGCGCACUGCCUGGUGGGGCUCACCUCCCCUGUGGGCCACAAGCUGCUCCGGGAGUGCCAGGCCCAGUUCAGCGCCAUGGACGGGGACAGGCCGGAGAGCCCCAGCGGCAGGCUUGCCGAGCACGGCCUCCUGCAGGAACAGUAGCCACCCGACCGCCAUCUGCCUGGCCGGCCAGAGCCCUGCACGGGGAACUGCCUCCAGGCUGCAGCGCCUUCCGGGGCUCACCGGGCCUGGGAGGAGACCCGAGCAGCCCAGCCAGGGUCCCUCCUCCAGGCCCUCAGGCUUGGGACCGGUUCAGUGCAUCCUGCAGCCUGCCGCUCCCAUCUGUCCCCCGCGGGGUGCGGGCCUGGGCCUGAGCGCCACGGGGGCAGGCUGGGCGAGCUGUGGCUAGACCCAGCCUGUGAGCCGGGGGCAGACCUGUGCAGGGGCCCCUCCCCCGGCCCUGGAAGUGUGUGUGUGGGGGGGGGGACUGACGCUCUGUGCAGGGGCC
This is a messenger RNA of Mauremys mutica (yellowpond turtle), 1786 nucleotides long. RefSeq names its product general transcription factor 3C polypeptide 2-like. NCBI's taxonomy places the organism in Eukaryota, Metazoa, Chordata, Testudines, Geoemydidae. The record is from RefSeq and is a predicted model, not a curated record. Gene Ontology annotation, molecular function: protein binding. The coding region runs from base 1 to 1440 and encodes 479 amino acids. Gene Ontology annotation, cellular component: transcription factor TFIIIC complex. Gene Ontology annotation, biological process: transcription by RNA polymerase III. The transcript is spliced from 12 exons.